Molecule: messenger RNA, 1086 nt
Organism: Diaporthe citri
Lineage: Eukaryota; Fungi; Ascomycota; Sordariomycetes; Diaporthales; Diaporthaceae
Exons: 6
Coding region: 1-1086 (361 amino acids)
Biological process (GO): carbohydrate metabolic process
Cellular component (GO): extracellular region
Molecular function (GO): chitinase activity
Source: RefSeq, a predicted model, not a curated record
AUGGCGUCGCCGUGCAAGUUCAUGCACAUCAUCGCAACCUUUGCUGCCGUCCUGCUCUCGACUGCCAGCGCGGGUUUUAGUUCGUCAUCGAGGACGAAUCUCGCCGUAUAUUGGGGUCAAAACUCCUAUGGCCAGAGCAGCUCUCAGCAGAGGCUUUCAGCCUACUGCUCCAACACGGAUAUCGACAUUAUCACCAUCAGCUUCCUGACCGAGAUUAUCAAUCCGGUGGUCAAUUUUGCAAAUGCUGGCGACAACUGUACUGUCUUUACAGGCACACCGUUGUUAAGCUGCCCACAAAUAGAGGAGGACAUCCAGCUGUGCCAAAGCACAUACCAGAAGACCAUCAUGCUCUCGAUCGGUGGGGCAACCUACACAGAAGGCGGGUUUAGCUCUUCAGCUGCUGCUGUCUCAGCGGCAAACAAUGUUUGGGCAAUUUUUGGCCCGGAACAGGCUGGCAGCACGGUCAAGAGGCCCUUUGGAAAGGCAGUUGUCGAUGGAUUCGAUUUCGAUUUCGAGUCCAUGACUCAAAACAUGCCGCCAUUCGCCACCCAGCUCAGAGGCCUCAUGACCGCAGCAACGGCGGCGGGCGGCAAGCCUUACUACCUCAGCGCCGCCCCACAGUGUCCAUAUCCUGACCUGGCGGAUGACGACAUGUUGAACGGCGGCGUCAGCUUUGACUUCAUCCAGAUCCAGUUCUACAACAACUAUUGUGGCGUCAGCAGCUUUGUUGUAGGUGCCUCUUCUCAGCCCUCAUACAACUUCGAUACUUGGGACAACUGGGCAAAAAAUGGGAGCGCAAACCCCAACGUCAAGAUUCUCGUGGGCAUCCCGGCAAAUACGGGUGCAGGGGCAGGCUACACUAGCGGUAAUGUCUUGCAGGCAGCGCUUGCUUACAGUCAGGGCUUCUCCAGCUUUGGGGGUCCCUCCACCCACGACCACAGCAACUACCAGUACGGCCAGCACAAGUACCACUUCCACGAGCACAGGGACCACUUUGACGACAACAACCGCGAGUCCGUCGUCUCCCACCACGUCGACAGCGACUCCCACAACUACAGCUCCCGGAACCGGCGUGACUGUGCCUGA